GACUAACUUGUAGUCUGUCAUAGGUUAGCUAACGUGGGCUAGCCUGUUAUGGAAGAAGAGGGAGCACAGCUAAGGGGCUGUCUGAUAAAACGGGACUGGCUGGGACUAGUUCUGGGACGUGAUUUGGAAAGAUAACGCUGCAUACCGGAAGCCUGGGUAACGUCUUCCUGACUGAAAACAAAAACAGCAUAGAGAGUGCUAAAAUUACGGGGCAGCUCAUAGACUGUGUAACCACAAUUACAAGUACAACAUGGAUCCGGCAGCUACGGAGCGUCGGACAAUUACCCGCCGCCGUCGAGUUUAGGUCUCCGCAGUUGAACGUCCAACUGCGGCGGCACCUCCGGGUGCGCUAAAGCCACGGGGAUCUUUGUUCGCGUUUUUAUGGGACUCAGCCGGGCUUCCCCGCCGCUUUGUCGUUCUUUUACCCCCAGUGACAGCACUCCCCUCGGUUGGUAUCGACUGGCCGCCAAGAGCCCCGCAUCUUAUGGACUCCUAACAGUAGUUUCUUGAAUUUUCUGUCGGUCGGUCCCUCUCUGACGGACGCGGUAGUCAUGUUUGCCGUGCGCAUCGUCACCGCCGACUACUAUCUGGCUAGACCCAUUAAAGACCUGGAUGUCUGUUAUUCUGAAUUCAGGGAGAGCGACGUGAAGAAAGUGCCAGUGGUGCGAAUAUUUGGAGCAACACCCGCAGGUCAGAAAACAUGUCUUCACCUCCAUGGUGUGUUCCCUUACAUCUAUGUACCAUAUGAUGGCUAUGGGCAGCAGCCAGAGCGCUACUUGCGGCAGGUGGCCUUCAGCAUCGACAGGGCCCUCAACGUUGCCAUGGGAAACCCCGCCUCCAGCACCCAACACGUCUUCAAAGUGGUGCUGGUCUCUGGCAUGCCAUUAUAUGGCUUCCACGCCAAGGAGAAGCACUUUAUGAAGAUCUAUCUGUUCAACCCUCAGAUGGUCAAAAGGGUAUGUGAGCUGUUGCAGAGUGGAGCAGUGAUGAGCAAGAAUUACCAGCCGCAUGAGGGUCACAUCCCCUACCUGCUGCAGCUCUUUAUGGACUACAACCUGUACGGCAUGAACCUGAUAAACCUGGGAGCCGUCAAGUUCCGCAGGAGCCAGAACACAGUCCAGGACAGGCAAACUCCCAGCAGUCAUUCCAGCAUCAGCCCAUGGAAGAGCCCCAGGAGCUCCAAGCUCAACAACAGUACCCCGGGGGGCACAUUUGUCCGCUGGGAGGAGAAUACCCUACCCUGCUCCUUAGUCCUGGAUGAGGUGGAGAGGCAGAGCACCUGUGAACUAGAGGUUGAUGCUGUGGCUGUAGACAUCCUCAACCGCCUGGAAAUUGAAAAUCAGAUUGGCAGGAACCCUGGCCUGCAGGCCAUCUGGGAGGAUGAGAAGCAGAGGAGGAGAGAGAAGAACCAGGCCACCCAGAUAGAAACCCCCGAGUCACAAGAUCGUGGGUUUGUCACGUCAACGGAGAGUGAGAAAAUCUUCAUGAAGAGAUUCAAGGAGAUUCUGAAGGAGAACGACUUUGACGUGACACAAGCUUCGUCUGUGGGUGAUGGGGAGGAGGACCAGGAUGAUUUUCCUGACCUCACUCUCCACUGUGACCCCCUGACCCCAGAGGGACUACUUUCUACGCCUGCUAAUGCUGUGGAGGUGCACAGGAACUCACAACCAGACUCUGUGAGGAGCACUGAUAAAAUCCCAGAGGAGGCCAUGGUUGAUGAGGAGGCCAUGUUGAGUCUCCUGGAGAACAGUCAGACAUUCCUCCAGCUCUCCCAAACAUCCAGUCACUCACCUCUGUUAGAUAGCAGCCAAGACCAUGCCAUCAUGGAUUUGCUGGCAGGCCUGGAGGACGAUGGUUUCUGCAGGACCCCCAUUAGGCAGAAUUCCCAGUCCCUGUCUCUUCCUGGUGCUAGGAGCUACCACUGCAACAGUGAUGAGGAGGAGGCAGGACCAGAGCUGGACAAAGAAGAGGCAGAGCUCAGUGUGAUAAUGUCACAACGAUGGGACACCGAGCCUCCUGAAAGUUCAUCCUUAGCAAGGCCUGGUGUGAAGGAGGCAGAGGACGACCUUAGUGAAGAGCAGCAGGAGUCCUCUGAUGAAGACAUGGAGUGGAGUGGGAAUAGCUCUCUGUUCGCCAACCUGUCCAUCCCCCAGCUCGACGGGGCAGCAGAUGAGAACAGCGAUUCAUCCCUAACAGACAGUAGCUCCAGGACCCAAUCUUCUCUCAUAGUCACAGAGAAGAUACUUGGGAAAAGAAAUCCCUUCCCUGGGGAGACAGUCCACCUGGAGCCACCUUCUUCAGCUAAGAUCCUUCUGGAGUGCAAGCACCCUGAGCGCAGACCAGUUCAUGUGCUGGACACGGAACAACCACUUGACAAGCACUUUCAAUCAAAAAGCAGCCAGGACAGCAGUAGUGAAUGUUCAACAGGGUUCAAGGUUAAUAAAGAAAUCCCCUACAUCCCGCCAGUCAAGCACCCUAUCCCCUGCAAAAUAGCCAAUAACUCCGAGGUGUCUCCCAUCUGUGUGGACAAAAAGGAUAUCCGACCCCUGUACAGCUAUGACAAGAAAACCUCUAUAGCCUUGAAUGAGACAGAUUUAGAAAGUUUCCCAUUUGGUAAUGGAAAGGUCACCAAAAGCAGGAAGAAGUACGGCAGCAUAAAGAAUGUAGAAACAAACUGUCUGUCCAUUCUUCAGAACCACAGGACUUUCUCUCUCUGUUACUCAGAGCUGAGAAACUGCUCUGCAAAGACAGAGCUGGAGCUGAGCCAGAAAGACAAUAAAAGCCCCAUCCUGAGGAACAUCUCCUCAGCGCCAUCACCCAUGGAAGAGGAUGAGUUCCUUGUUCCUAAGGAGGAAGAAAUGGGCCAGGACAGUGAGGAGGGAGAUGUUGGUGAGCUCAAAAUCAGGUACGAGGACUAUCAGGAAAAUAAGACUGAGAGGACUAUCGUGGCCCAGCAGGAAGCACACUACAAGUUCUUUCCCAGUGUCAUCCUCUCCAACUGCCUCAGUAGGAAGAAAGCUGGGAACAAAAAGCUCACUGAUUGCUGCAGCAAAUUAGUAGAGGCCCAGCCUCGUAGGUCUAGGCUAAAAGUGAAUAAGAAAAGGUUAGGCAUGGUAGGACAGAGGAACAAAUUAAAUAUAGUUGAAAACUCUCCCUCUGACAGCCACAUUAGCACUAGCCUUGCCUCAAUCACAUCUGCUUGUCCACACACUGUGGACACAGAGAUGUCAGUUUCAGAUGAAAAGUCAAAAGAGGCUGAGCCAGUUAAAGAUGGGUACGUCACAGAGGGAAAGACAAUCACAAAAGAGGAACCAGGGGUGGAGGAGAGGUCAGAACCAGAACCACUCUCAGAGCCCCCUGCCACCAACUCUACCACUGCUUCCUGUUUUUCUGAAGAAACUAAAGACACAGCAGAGGAUAGGUUAAGCCCACUGUCAGAUUUAUCUGCUCAAGUCACAUGUACCAAACCCUCAGCCCUACCUGGUAGUAAAUACACCCUGAGGGCCAAAAGGAAGAUGAUCUAUGACAGUGAGGAUGGAGAACACUCAGGUUCCACUCGUUUUAAAAACCCAGCCUCUGUCAAAGACAGCAAGCUCAAGGAGAACAAUGUCCACAGUCCACAGGAAGUAAAAUACCAGAAACGGCGCAAGAAAGAACCCCCUAUCAUCAUCAAGUACAUUAUUAUCAACAGGUUUAAAGGACAGAAAAACAUGCUGGUGAAGCUGUCCAAAGUGAAUGCAGAGGAGCAGUUGGUGUUGCUCACACAAGAUAAGUUAGAGCAGUAUAAUAAACUGGCACCUCUCAAGGAUUACUGGCCCAAGGUGCCAGAAUCUACUGCAGUCAAGUUUCCCAUCACUGAGCCGAAGGCAAAGAAACACCCCAAACGAAAGGCAAAGGUAAACUCCACUAAUAAGAAAACAGUCAGCUCCUCCAAACCUCGAAUCACACAGGCUGGAAGGGUCAAAAGAAAGAAAGCCUGUCAAAGAGGCCCAGCUUUAUCCUCUCUACCACCCCCUCGGCCAUGUUACUGUGAGCUAGCUGAUGACCAUGACAUUGAGUAUACUGAUGUUAUGGUAGAAUUGGGUUACCUCUCUGAUAGAUCCCCAAGCCCUACAGGCUCAACACCCCCACGUUGUUGGUCCCCAAGUGACCCUCUUAUGGACAGCUCUGAACAGCUGCUAAACCCACUCAAUGACCCGUGUCUUGGUUCUUAUUUUCACAAGCCACACACUCUGUCUUCAACCAAAGGACCACAAAAUAAGGGUCAAACUGCUAGACCUAAGAAAUCUGCAGACAGUAAAAGGAAAGUAAGCAGGACAGCUCCUAAGCCUCCAGUGGAUGCAGAGCCCAAAAAAGAGAAGUUAAGACAAAGCAGUGGUGCUGCUCCAAGGCAGAGGAAGAAAGCUAAAGAUGUAGCUGAAGGUACUGUUAACAGCUCUACAACCACAAAACCUAAAAGGUCUCGCAAAAAGAAGACUGAGGAACCCAAAAGCCAUGAGUUAAGUAAAGACAGCACUCAGCUCCUUUUCCCUGAGGAUGAACUACCUCCAUCUGAAAGUUCCUCUCAAGAGGUCCCUCCAUUUCAGCAGCCAGUGAGCACAGAUAGCAACAACCAGGUCAGUCCCCAGACUGCAUCUUCACAAGACUCUAACUCAGUAGCCCAGUCUAUAGAACCAAAGGUUGAGGACUGUGAGACCUCAAUCAUGGAGGUCAAUCAAAGCUUCUCACAACCACCUCAGCUGAAGCAGCAAAGUUGCCAGACUACUGUGGUAAAGGCAGAGGCUUCACAGGAGGAGUGCAGUGCUCCACCACCUCCUCUGGUUGGUCGACUCAUACUGGAACACAAUAAAGACAACCCAACCAGCUGCAGCCUCCUACACUCCGGCCCUAAGAAUGGGGAGAUCCCUACUCUUUGUGAGACUCCCUCUGGUUUGGCUGUUCUCAAGCAGCUUCUCCAAAAGAGGCAGCAGGGACAGACCCUUCCCCUACAAACGGUUGGUACAGACAGCCGCUCCACUGCCAUAGCUCAGGCCGAAGCACUACUAGAUCCUACAACUAAACCAGCUAAAUCCAGGAAAGCUCCUUCUGCCGCUCAGCGUAAACCCAGGGCCCCAAAAUCUGCCCCCAAGGAUAAAAAGCCCAGAAUAAGGAAAGGCAAGACAAGCAGCACUCAGCCAAAUUUGACAGUGAAGCAGGAGGGCAACAUAUCAGAUGACUGCCCUCUCUUUCUGUCUGACCAAGGCCUGGGCACUUGCAACUUCAUAGAGGACAGCUUGUCGCCAGAGCUCCCACACAACUAUUCCUUUGAUAUAAAUGCACUUGAUCAGACUGAGUUCUCCAGCCCAUACAGUGGUAACCAGUUUGUCCUGACUGAUAAAAAUUUACCAGUGAAGUUCCUGAGUGAUGUAAGCCAGGAAUCUGUGUCUGCUCAGACAUUGGGCUUUGAGAAGAAACUGGAUAGGCUGUUUGGUUGUGGAGAGGAGCUUCAAAGGGGCUCUGAAUGUCACAAAGCAAGGCCUGUUAGCCCUGACCUCCUCGACAGACCUGAGAAUGGGGAGUCUUUUUCAAAUCACCUCACAUUCCUUGAUUCUGAAAGAAUCAAGAGCAGAGAGUGGGACUUCUCUUUAUGUAAAGCCCAUACCCUCAGCCCCUUUCAAGACUUUCACUGUGAGAGAAAAGAGCUGCUUUUUUCCGUCUUUGAUCCUGACCUUCCACUGCCUUUAAGCUCAGCAUCAUUAGUUGACAAUGAGGGCUCCCCAACAGGGGAGCUUCUGGAGAGCAUUGAUGGACUAACAUCCACCACACCUGGUAGCUCUCCCCGCUCUAUUGGCUCACUAUCCUAUGUGAGGGCAAGCCAGCUGCUGCGGGGGGCAGGGAGUGGAGCCCACAUUCUCAAGCCCCUCAUGUCCCCUCCAAACCGGGAGGAGAUCCUCAACACUCUGCUGGACCUGGAGAUGUCAGAGGCUACCUUCCAGGAGCCUUUCUGCAGUGACCCCUCUGAUGCCCCAGUGAAACCAAUGGAGGUUGGUGGCCGUAAGCUAACUGUGGGUACCAGAUUGGCUGAGGAGCUAGCAGAGUUCAGUGGAGACCUGUCUUUGGAGGGACUACACUUCUGGAAGACAGCCUUCUCAGCCAUGACCCACCCCACCACUACUAUUACCUCAUCUUCCCAAGUCCAGGGAGCUAAGGACCCAGAAGCAAGUAAAGAGCAAAUCAAGCCCAACCCAUACUCUGCCAGUGACAAGAAGGUCAUCCUUCUGCCCUGCAAAAACCCACCAAGCAGAGAGCGUGUGCAUCUGUGGCUGGAAGCCAGGAAACAAUAUGAGUGUUUACAGAAGUGGAGGAGAGACACAGGGCCACUGAAGGACAGAGGGCCUGAGUUGGAUGUUGAGGAAGAGAACCCAGAGAGAACCAGGCAGCAAUCUCCUUCCCGCUGCCCAGCAGUGAAGGUUGAGCUGUGUGGGAACCUUUCCAGUAUCAGGACUCAAAGGAGAAAGAAACGAAACCUGUCCUUAAUCAUAUCUCCUAUGAAGAACACUGGAUCUCAAAGUAAAUCCUCAGAGGUGAGUCCAGUUUCAGAUGAAGGUCCUGUGAAUCUUGAGCAGGGGGAACAAGAAAAAGAUGAUGACGAUGAUAAUAAAACCACAUCUCCAGAGUCCCCAGAGCUGCCUCCAUGGCAGCAGUCCUGUCAACCCAGCCCCUCAGGCCUAGACCAGCUCAAUGAAAACAGGCAAAGUGAAAACUCUCCAGAACCACUGUCACCUACGCUCUCUAACUCCCCCGAGAGACCAGGAGAGAAUCAUAGUCCCUCACCCCUCUAUAUCAGUAAAAGGGAAGAGGGCAGGACGAGUCCCCAUCUCCUUCACAGCACCCCCUUCUUAAGAGGUCGGGGAAGCAAAGAAGAUCUUGAGCCAGUGUGCAGCACACCCAUAUCUGAGGAGAAUCCUAUUUCUCAGAGACUCCAACAGAGGAGGAGAAGCCAAGCAGACCCACUGAGAAGAGUGUUACUGAGCACACAAUUAAAGAACCAGUUUGCUGCUUUGAAUGUGCCAAAGAAAGAUGUUUCUCAGAUUGAAGGGCCUACUAUAGCCAACUCUUAUGGCUUCAAAGUCAGCAUGCAGAACUUGCAAGAUGCCAAAGCUCUGCAUGAGGUCCAGUACCUAACACUAAUGGGCAUGGAGCUCCAUGCAAGAACCCGUCGUGACCUCGAACCUGACCCCGAGUUUGACCCCAUAUGUGCCUUAUUCUACUGCUUCAGUUCUGAUGCUCCCCUGCCAGACGUAGACAGCACCGAGCUGACUGGUGCUAUUGUGGUGGACAAAGAUUAUCAAAGUUGUGAUGGUGAAGGUAACAAAGGAACAGCACCCCUGCUGGUCAGGUCAGGCAUCUCUGGGCUGCAGGUGAAAUACGCCACUGAUGAGAAGAUGCUGUUUCAGGAGUUGAUCACUAUCAUGAGGAGAUUUGACCCAGACAUCCUGUUGGGAUACGAGGUGCAGAUGCAUUCCUGGGGCUACCUUCUCCAGCGUGCUGCAGUGCUUGGAGUGGACCUGUGUCAGCAGCUAUCACGAGUACCAGGUGACUCCAAAGAGAACCGCUUCGCUGCAGACAGGGAUGAGUAUGGAGCCGACACCAUGACAGAGAUCAACGUCAUUGGACGCAUCACCCUCAACCUGUGGAGGGUGAUGAAGACUGAGGUGACGUUAAACAACUACACUUUUGAGAAUGUGGCUUUCCAUGUGCUCCACCAGCGCUUCCCCCUGUACAGCCCCCGCAUGCUGUCUGACUGGUUUGACCACAACACUGACUUAUACAGGUGGAAGAUGGUUGACCACUACAUAAGCCGAGUGCGUGGCACCAUGCAGCUUUUGCAGCAGCAUGACAUCAUUGGCAGAACCAGCGAGUUGGCCAGACUUUUUGGGAUUCAAUUCUUCCAUGUUCUGACCCGAGGAUCACAGUACCGCGUUGAGUCUAUGAUGCUUCGUGUGGCCAAGCCUCUGAACUACAUCCCUGUGACACCCAGCAUCCAGCAGCGAGCCCAACAGAGGGCGCCGCAGUGCAUCCCACUGGUGAUGGAGCCCGAGUCGCGCUUCUACAGUAACUCAGUGGUUGUCCUGGACUUCCAGUCACUCUAUCCCUCCAUCGUCAUUGCGUACAACUACUGCUUCUCCACCUGUCUGGGCCACAUCGACAGCCUGGGAACGCCUGAUGAGUUCAAGUUUGGCUGCACCUCCUUACGGGUUCCUCCUGAGCUCCUCUACCAGCUCCGCAAUGACAUCACCGUGUCACCCAACGGCAUCGCUUUCGUCAAGUCCUCAGUGCGUAAAGGGGUCCUGCCCAGCAUGCUGGAAGAAAUCCUCAAGACCAGGAUCAUGGUGAAGCAGUCAAUGAAAACCUACAAGCAGGACAAAGCCCUCAUGAGGCUACUUCACGCCCGACAGCUCGGACUCAAACUCAUCGCUAAUGUGACCUUCGGCUACACUGCGGCUAACUACUCUGGACGCAUGCCCAGUGUGGAGGUUGGAGACAGCAUUGUUCACAAAGCCAGAGAGACCCUGGAGAGAGCCAUCAAGCUGGUCAAUGACACCAAGAAAUGGGGAGCACGUGUUGUGUAUGGAGACACGGACAGCAUGUUUGUUUUGCUGAAGGGAGCCACCAAAGAGCAGGCCUUUAAGAUCGGCAACGAGAUCGCUGAGGCAGUGACUGCAACCAACCCCAAACCUGUUAAACUCAAGUUUGAGAAGGUGUACCUGCCCUGCGUGCUGCAGACAAAGAAGCGCUACGUGGGAUACAUGUACGAAAGCCUCGACCAAAAGGAACCCACGUUUGACGCUAAAGGGAUCGAGACGGUGCGCCGCGACGGCUGCCCCGCUGUUUCCAAGAUUCUGGAGCGUUCCAUCAAGCUGCUGUUUGAGACGCGGGACAUCAGCCAAGUGAAACAGUUUGUGCAGCGUCAGUGUGUGAAGGUUCUAGACAGUCGGGCCAGCAUGCAGGACCUGACUUUCGCUAAGGAGUACAGAGGCAGUGGCUCGUACCGGCCCGGAGCCUGCGUCCCCGCGCUGGAACUCACCAGGCGUAUGAUGGCGUACGACCGCCGCCUGGAACCACGCGUGGGUGAACGGGUGCCCUACGUGAUUGUGUACGGGAUGCCCGGAGUCCCCCUCAUUCAGCUGGUGCGCCGGCCCAUGGAAGUUCUGCAGGAUCCGAGCCUCCGACUCAACGCCACCUACUACAUCACCAAGCAGAUCCUGCCGCCGCUGGCCCGUAUGUUCCAGCUGAUUGGAGUGGACGUGUUCAGCUGGUACCAGGAGCUCCCCAGGAUCCAGAAAGCUUCCUGCUCCUCUGCGUUGGGUGGAGAGGAAAUGGGGAGGAAGGGAACCAUUUCUCAGUACUUCACCACACUUCACUGCCCCGUGUGUGACGAGCUGACCCAGCUGGGCGUAUGCUCACAGUGUCGUACCGAACCCCAGCGAGUCGCUGUGACGCUCUACCAGGACAUGAGACAGUGGGAGAGCCGGCAAGAUCAGCUGCUGAAGAUCUGUAGAAACUGCAGUGGCUGUGCGGAGCGGCAGGUUCCCUGUGUGUCCCUGGACUGUCCUGUCCUUUACAAGCUCGCCCAGGUCAACAGACAGCUUUCCAAGGCCCCCUACCUCCGACAACUUCUGGAGCAGUUCUGAUUGGCUCCUGAACCCCAGCGCUCCCUGCUGAUUUGGUGCUAAUUGUUGCCCCCCCCCCCCAUCACUCCACCUGUGUUUGACUGUCCACUCAGUUGUAAUACUUUAAAUGGUGCUUCAAUUGAACCCCACUGGGUUUUCAUUCUGUCUUGUAAGUUAUUUGUUAUAAAAGUAUUUGUGUGUGUGUGUGUGUGUGUGUGUGUGUGUGUGUGUGUGUGUGUGUGCGCGCGCCUGCGUGCAGAGGAGCCUCCUGUGGAGAGGAUCCCUUUCUCCUUGGGUCUGUGUUUGUCUUCAUGCUUGUUUGCUGCCAUCUUCGUUAGCUGCUAUGGGCCGAGUGAAGCUGGUGUCUUCGGUGACGCAGCUGCAGACUGCCUCUCGUGGAAUAAAGCGCAGACCAAUCAAGGAUGACUUGUAUCUUGUACGCGCUGUAGCAGUUUGAAGUCAUUGGUUUUUAAAGAGCUCCUUACAAAACUCAAGACAACUUACAUUCAAAACCCAAAUCAACUUAACUUCAUUUUAUAUGACGAUUGCAGUUUUGUAAAUACUUCCUGUACAGCUCAAUCUAUAAUCUCACUGCGCAUUAGCAUCAGACAAACUAAAGCUACGGCCAUGAAUGCAGUCAGAUCUGUUUUUAUGCAUUCUGUUACAGGAUGCCAUUUUUCAUUCAAUUAACCUUGAUUGUACUGAUGUCCAUUUAGGCAGAUUUGACACUUCAUACUCUGUCUAUAGAGUGUGGAAACUGGAAACAAUUUCAGUCUUUUAAAAAUCUGGGACUGUUGCAAUACUGUAUUUUGAUAAUUUAAGUCAUGAAGAGUCUAUUAUUUCCUUGUGCAUAUAUGGUUUUGUGUACAUUUCCGAUUUUGUGUGCAAAAAAAAAAAAACAAAAAAAACAACCCAUCAUCAAACUACGUCACACUCUGAUCUUCAGUUCCCCUGACAGCUGUACACAGGAUCUGUGUAUUUGUAUAAAUGUAAAAAAUGAUGAUAAUGAAGGAGGUGUUUUUUGUUUGUUUUUAAUGGACAUUGCUAUGGGUGGAGGUUUCAGACUGAUAUAAUAAAAAGUCAAUGUAUUUAAA
Messenger RNA from Lates calcarifer (barramundi perch), 10747 nucleotides. RefSeq names its product REV3 like, DNA directed polymerase zeta catalytic subunit (gene rev3l). The record is from RefSeq and is a predicted model, not a curated record. Gene Ontology annotation, cellular component: nucleus; zeta DNA polymerase complex. Gene Ontology annotation, biological process: double-strand break repair via homologous recombination; error-prone translesion synthesis. Gene Ontology annotation, molecular function: DNA binding; nucleotide binding; DNA-directed DNA polymerase activity. Lineage: Eukaryota; Metazoa; Chordata; Actinopteri; Centropomidae.